AUCUUUGAUCCACUACUUGCAUAUGUAGCUUCAAAAUCAAAGUCUUCGGGAUCUGCUUCCCAACAGAAGACUGGAUCCGAGUCAAAUCCUUUGCCAACGAAAGUGUCGGCUGCCCCUGCAAUGUCUCAGUCAAAGCAGAAAAAAAAAUCCCCAGAUUCCCGACUGCCUGUUGAAAAGGCUCCAGUGCAGGCAAAAGCGCCACCUCCGACGCCUACUCCUCCCGUAACAUCUACCAGGCCAUCGCCACCUUUCGCACAAGUACCCCCCCUUCAAUCGAACAUAGCAAUUUUGGCCCAUCCUGCGAGACCUUCCCCUGCGCGCAUUAGGACCGAUGCUCAGGUUUCUCCAGUGGUAAAGUCGGAGCCACGUAUCGCUUCGUUAUACCAUUCUCCUGCGAUUACAUCCAGUGUAUCAGCGGCCGAUAGACUUGGUCCUAUUCGAGCCGCGAAAGAGGCUAUUCGAACAAAUACUGGCUCUCAGGUCCAGUCUCCUGUUACUCCUCACCCAGAGCAUAAUGGUGUGAGUUCUAUCUCAAAUCUUGACGUGAAUGGCUCGGCAGCUAUGCGUGAUCCUCGCCGUGCUGGGCCAUCUCCACCAGCUGUCGCUGUUCUGCCACAACAAGGCCCGCACCCGCUUUAUAACGGUGUGAGGCAACAAUUCCAAAUCAACCCUUCGGAGGUUGAAGCCCUUUUGCGAGCCCACGGAUAUCCAGUGCCUCAUAAUCAACAAAUUCCAAUGACAUCCCCUGUUGCAUUGCCUGAACAAGUUAUGACAGCUGUGCAGUCGGGUCUGAAUAUUUUGAGCGGGGUUAGUGCUUCUGCCCCUGGUUCUUCGAAUUUCUCGCAGGGCGUAUCAGUCAGUGGUUCUGGGCGGGACAUGCAGCCUGUUCCGUCCUUCCAGUAUUCUCAGGGAGGCCCUCAAGCUCCGUUGUACUUGCCUGGCCCAUCACAAAAUGGGUUCUCAAACGGGACUCACCCUACUUCUCGUCAUUCCCUCCCACCCCGACCGUCAUCGACUGCACCAGCCCCGGUCAACACAGGCGUAUCAACUGUGCCAAUGCCGCCGCCGCCGCCGUAUUCUGCAUCCUCGACUGGAUCGUUCAAAGAUGAGCGACGAUAUAAUGAGUAUGAACGACGGGACUACCCGAAAGGCGGUGGGUCUUAUGAGAAAGACUAUCGACGUAAUGAUUCCCGGCGGGAUUCGAGCGGGUGGGACAGCCACAGAGGAAGGGAUGGUGGCUGGGGUCAAAGGGGGAGGGAGAGCUGGCGGAAGCCAUAGGUGAGCAAGUAGCUCAAUGGUAACAACUGUGGUUCAAGGUAGGACAUGA
This is a messenger RNA of Suillus subalutaceus, 1327 nucleotides long. RefSeq lists its product as uncharacterized. The coding region runs from base 121 to 1278 and encodes 385 amino acids. The record is from RefSeq and is a predicted model, not a curated record. The transcript has a single exon. NCBI's taxonomy places the organism in Eukaryota, Fungi, Basidiomycota, Agaricomycetes, Boletales, Suillaceae.